AUGGAUUCGGGCAACAGUGGGAGUAUGCAAUCUUCCAGCACCGCCGGUGAUGAAGAGUACGACUCACGCGCCGACCCAUCAUCGUCUUCAUCAAUCUCUGCGUUCUUUAUUAACAGUAACCCCCACCCUCCACCACAACAAACAACGUUAGCAACUCACGUUGUUGGUCCUCCUUUCUCUUCUCAGCACCACGUGUUCGACCCUUUAUCCAAUUACUUGGAUCCGACACAAAGACCGCCGCAAUCAAACCAAAUCCUCAACCUGGACAUGGUGUGGUCCAAGGUUGCCGCCAGAUCCGACCCCGGUCUUAGUUCCUUCGUACCUUCAUCUUCCCCACACAACAACAACAACAACAACCAAGCUUUUCUGUUAACUCAAUUGGGAGGAGCAGGAGGUCAAAGUCAACCACGCGGAGGAGGAGUUAACAACGUUGCUGUUUUUCCCAGUACCACUCUCCCUCUAGAAAGUGGAGGAGGAUUACCAGUGAAUGAACAAGUAAACAGUAGCAGCACCAACACGGUGGUUCGAAACCCGAAGAAAAGGUCAAGAGCAUCUAGGCGUGCACCCACCACUGUUCUCACUACGGACACCACAAAUUUCCGAGCCAUGGUUCAGGAAUUCACUGGCAUCCCAGCACCUCCUUUCACUUCCUCCUCCUCCUCCUCUUUCCCCAGAACCAGGUUAGAUCUCUUUGCCUCUUCUAAUUCUAUUGCUUCUUCUUCUUCUUCUUCCAUUAUUAGAGAGCAAACACAAACACCUCCUUAUCUUCUUCGCCCCUUUGCACACAAAGUUCAAGCUCAACUUCCUUCUUCAAUCCCACCACCCUCUUCCUUUCCACCCAUGUUGAACAACUACCAGCAGCACUCUCUCAACAUGCAGCAAAACCCAAUUCUCAGCUUCCAAUCCAUUCUCCAACCACAACCACUCAUUGGUUCCAAAACUCAACAACCCUCAUUGGAAAUACCGCCUAGUGCUGUUGAUUCUUCACACCUCAAGAUGGGUGGGUUGGAAGAGUUAGGAUUGAGCAAUGCGCACGAUGGUGGUCAUCAUCAAAACUUUAACAUGGUUUCGUCUUCAUCGGAUGGAGCAUUGUCAAGGGUAACCAACAGCAACAUGCGUGGUGGUCCUUCUUCGGCAGACUGGGCCCUGUCCCAGGCCCAAAGAAUUGACAACAAUGAUGGAGGAGUUUUGAGGUCUCUCGGUGGUGCCACUGCGACGUUAAACUACAGAAGCAAUGUUUCGGAUCCGCGAGUAAAGGUUACUAAUAAUAAUUCGGAUUUUCAUGGAGACAAAGGACCGGAAUGUGCUGUGGCCGCACGAAGCGAAGGUAUGGUCGAAUCCUGGAUUAAUUGUUCUUCUGAUUAA
Glycine soja is the source of this 1365-nucleotide messenger RNA. RefSeq names its product cell wall protein RBR3-like. The record is from RefSeq and is a predicted model, not a curated record. The transcript has a single exon. NCBI's taxonomy places the organism in Eukaryota, Viridiplantae, Streptophyta, Magnoliopsida, Fabales, Fabaceae. The coding region runs from base 1 to 1365 and encodes 454 amino acids.